AUGCCUCCCUCACAGAAUGGCUCACUCCAGCCUCCAGGGAUUAGGGUUGACCUCGAGGACGAAUCUUACCCCAAUAUCAACCCUUCUUCUCCAUCACCCAUCAUCACAUCUCAAACACUGAGCCCUGUCUCUGUAUUAUCACCCAAUCGAGACCGUUUAUCGAUCGAGCACUGGCCGAGUAACGAAGAUAGAAACUCCUACUCAGAUGGCCGGCCGUCGUCUUCACAGUGGGAUGCCGCCACGUUGCGAGAAAGAUCAGCCUCAUUUGCCUCGACUCAAAAAACAUUGCUACGGUCACGAGGGAAUUCCUCUGUGACAUCUGAGGUUGCCAAGUAUGUGACCUACGAUAAUGCCGCUCUUUCGGAGGCUCUUCAACCGGAGCCUCGAUAUGCCGAUGACUUUAAGGUCAAAGACAAUAAAUUUGCCUUUACCCCAGGUCAUUUGAAUAAAAUGCUCAACCCAAAAUCAUUACCGGCAUUCGUGGCUAUGGGCGGCCUCGAAGGACUGGCUCGCGGACUGCGAACAGAUUUGCAUGCCGGGCUUUCUCUGGACGAGACCGAUUUAUCUGGUCGUGUUACCUUUGAAGAUGCCACCCAACCAUCUUCCGAGAAAAAGCUCAGUCCAGUUGAUUUGAAUACAACGUCAGUCUCCAGUACAGGAGCACAGUAUGCUGACAGAACACGAACAUUUGGCCGUAACAAGCUACCCGAUCGCAAAACUAAUGGCUUCUUCAAACUCUUCUGGGAGGCUUACAAAGACAAAAUUAUUAUUUUGCUCACCAUAGCUGCCGUUAUAUCCCUUGCUCUUGGUCUUUAUGAGGCUCUGAGUGGUGGCUCAAAAGUUGAUUGGAUUGAAGGUGUCGCCAUCUUUGUUGCAAUUUUUCUAGUUACAAUUGCCACAGCUGGGAAUGACUGGCAGAAAGAGAAACAAUUCGCCAAACUUAACAGACGGAAAGAGGACAGGCAAGUCAAAGUCAUCCGUUCCGGAAAAGAGAUGAUACUAUCCGUAUACGAUGUCGUCGUCGGCGAUGUUAUGAAUAUUGAGCCUGGUGACUCUCCAGCUGCAGAUGGUAUACUUAUCUCUGGAUAUGGAAUCAAAUGCGACGAGUCUUCUGCGACGGGAGAAUCUGAUCAAAUGAACAAGACACCAGGACAGGAAGUAUGGAAACAACAUACCGACUAUACCAAAGUCAACGACCUCGAUCCUUUUAUCAUAUCCGGUAGCAAAGUUUUGGAAGGUGUUGGUACAUAUCUGGUCACUAGCGUUGGCCCGUAUUCUUCUCAUGGACGCAUCAUGGCAUCUUUACAAACGGCCAACGAGCCGACUCCCUUACAAGUCAAACUGGGAAAGCUAGCAGAUUGGAUUGGCUGGCUAGGAUCAGGUGCCGCCAUACUCCUAUUUUUGGUUCUCCUCAUUCGUUUUCUUGUGGAUUUACCGGAUAACCCUGCAACUUCUGCCGUCAAGGGCCAACAGUUUAUGGAUAUUCUUAUUGUUGCUGUCACUGUCAUUGUUGUGGCUGUCCCGGAGGGCCUUCCUCUCGCAGUCACUCUUGCUUUGGCGUUUGCGACUACUCGAAUGGUCAAAGAAAAUAAUCUCGUGCGCGUUCUCCGUGCAUGUGAAACAAUGGGGAACGCCACUGUUAUUUGUAGCGAUAAAACAGGAACCCUAACGCAAAACAAAAUGACGGUGGUUGCCAGCACUUGGGGCUGCGAUACACAAUCAAGUCAGCUGUCAAUUGACGAGGAAACAACACAUGAGCCCAAAACCACCAUUUCGGACCUAUUCAAAGGAUUCUCAAAAACGCUCAAGGGCCUUAUAAUUAAAAGCAUUGCCCUCAACUCGACAGCUUUCGAAGACGAGCAAAAUGGGACAGUGGAAUUCGUCGGUAGCAAAACCGAGGUUGCAAUGCUCCAACUUGCCAAGGACCAUCUCGGCAUGGACAUACGAGAAGAACGGUCAAAUGCAGAGAUUGUACAACUGUUUCCUUUCAGUUCCUCUCGAAAGUGCAUGGCUGCAGUAUACCGCGAUCCGUCCGUCGGCUAUCGGCUUCUUGUAAAGGGAGCUGCUGAACUGCUGCUAGCAUCAUGCACGUCGGUUAUAACAACGGACCCUGGUGACCACCCCGAUACGGUGCCUUUGACAGAGAAGAAGUAUCUCCAAGUCUCAGAGAAUAUUCAUGAUUAUGCCAAGAAUUCUCUUCGCACAAUCGGCAUGGUUUAUCGAGACUUUUCCUGCUGGCCACCAGUCGAGAAUAAUCAAAAGGAUGCCUCGCCAACGCCCGAGUUUGAAGAAAUUUUCAACAGUAUGACGUGGCUUGGUGUGGUAGGCAUCCAAGAUCCACUGCGACCAGAGGUCCCUGCUGCAAUCAAGAAAUGCAACAAUGCCGGCGUCCAGGUCAAGAUGGUCACUGGCGAUAACUUGGCCACGGCCACAGCCAUUGCGACAGCCUGCGGUAUCAAGACCGACGAUGGCCUUGUUAUGGAAGGACCUGAAUUCCGCAGGCUAUCUGACACGGAGCUGGAUGAGGUCGUAUCUCGUCUCCAGGUUCUCGCCCGAUCCUCACCUGACGAUAAACGGAUCUUGGUGGAACGGCUCAAGCAUCUGGGUGAGAUUGUGGCUGUGACUGGGGAUGGAACUAAUGACGGACCUGCACUAAAAACCGCAAACGUUGGCUUCUCCAUGGGUAUCUGUGGAACUGAAGUUGCCAAGGAGGCGAGUUCAAUCAUUUUACUCGACGAUAACUUCAAGUCUAUCGUUACGGCUAUCGCAUGGGGACGGGCAGUCAACGAUGCUGUUGCCAAGUUUUUACAGUUCCAAAUAACGGUCAAUAUUACUGCUGUCAUUCUGACUUUUGUAUCUGCCGUCUACAACGAAUCAAAUCAUAGUGUGCUCAGUGCAGUACAACUUUUGUGGGUGAACUUGAUUAUGGAUACAUUUGCUGCAUUAGCACUAGCUACCGACGGGCCAACCGACAAGAUCCUUGACAGAAAACCCACGCCAAAGGAUGCGUCAUUGUUUACAAUAACCAUGUGGAAGAUGAUUAUCGGGCAAUCCAUUUACAAGCUUGCCGUGACAUUCACCUUGUACUUUGCUGGGAGGAGCAUCCUUGGCUCUAUUCUAGACGGCGAAGAUACCCAGCUUCAGCUUGAUACCAUCAUCUUCAAUACUUUUGUCUGGAUGCAGAUAUUUAACGAAUUGAACAACCGCCGCUUGGACAACAAGUUCAACGUCUUUGAGGGCAUGUUUCGAAACUACUGGUUUAUGGGAAUCAAUUGCAUCAUAGUCGGAGGCCAGAUCUUGAUCAUAUUUGUCGGCGGUGUGGCCCUCGGAGUCACUCCGUUGAAUGGCGUACAGUGGGCUAUUUGUCUUGUGUGUGGCUUUGGUUGUUUGCCCUGGGGCGUGCUUCUGCGUGUUUUCCCUGAUCGCUACUUUGCCGUUGUCUUUAAUUUUGUUGUUUUGCAGGCAUCUCUGUUGUUCUAUCCUUUUGGAAAGGCUCUUGGAUACAUAUCCGGUGUCUUCAAGAAGAUGGCGCGUUCGGUCGCCCGAGUAUUCUCGCGAAAGACCGCCGCCUCAGUGGAUGACCAUGUCCAUAUGGAUGAGGAGACUGGUCAGUCUGUCAGGAAGCAAAAUCACAUUGCUUCUGACUCGGUCACGUCGAAUCCUCCCCCUAUUACUAUCACGACAGUUUCUUAG
Talaromyces rugulosus is the source of this 3693-nucleotide messenger RNA. RefSeq lists its product as uncharacterized. Gene Ontology annotation, biological process: calcium ion transmembrane transport; intracellular calcium ion homeostasis. Gene Ontology annotation, cellular component: intracellular membrane-bounded organelle; membrane. The coding region runs from base 1 to 3693 and encodes 1230 amino acids. Gene Ontology annotation, molecular function: P-type calcium transporter activity; ATP binding; ATP hydrolysis activity. NCBI's taxonomy places the organism in Eukaryota, Fungi, Ascomycota, Eurotiomycetes, Eurotiales, Trichocomaceae. The record is from RefSeq and is a predicted model, not a curated record. The transcript has 6 exons.